Stegastes partitus (bicolor damselfish) is the source of this 1423-nucleotide messenger RNA. RefSeq names its product sodium/bile acid cotransporter-like. NCBI's taxonomy places the organism in Eukaryota, Metazoa, Chordata, Actinopteri, Pomacentridae. Gene Ontology annotation, cellular component: membrane. The transcript has 6 exons. The record is from RefSeq and is a predicted model, not a curated record. Gene Ontology annotation, molecular function: bile acid:sodium symporter activity. The coding region runs from base 130 to 1086 and encodes 318 amino acids. Gene Ontology annotation, biological process: bile acid and bile salt transport.
AGCUGAACAGGAGAAUGUGAGGCGAGAAAGGAACAAGUGUGUGUGGGUGUUUGAAGCCGGAGCCACUGGCCUGAAAUGAAGGUGAAAGCCGCAGCACAAUAAAAACAAAGCGUCGGGAUCAGUGCCACCAUGAACGGGAGCGAAGUCUACAACGUGUCCGGCAAUGGAACCAUUGGGACGCCGGGCAGCUCCACGCUGCUCGACAAAUCCAUUAAUAUUUUAGUGGUCGUCAUCCUCUUCAUCACGAUGAUAUCCCUCGGCUGCACGAUGGAGAUCUCUAAAAUCAAGGUUCAUCUUUUGAAGCCAAAAGGAGUCGUCAUUGCCCUGCUGGCCCAGUUCGGCAUCAUGCCCUUCACUGCUUUCUGCCUGGCCAAAGCCCUGCACAUGGAUCCCAUAAAGGCCAUUACUGUGCUCAUUUGCGGCUGCUGUCCGGGGGGAAGCGUUUCAAACAUUUUUGCUCUGGUCCUACAGGGUGACAUGAACCUCAGCAUCGUGAUGACCACUUGCUCCUGCAUCGCGGCGCUGGGUCUGAUGCCUUUGCUGCUGUAUAUCUGCUCCCAGGGCUUCCCCGGUCUGGAAAAGGCCGUGCCGUACGUCGGCAUCAUCAUCAGUCUCUCGUUCAUCCUGGUGCCCUGCGCGAUCGGCAUCCUGAUCAAUCACUACAGACCAAACUACUCACCGAUUGUCACCAAAGCUGGUCUCACCAUCUGGACCAUCGCCACCAUCGCAGUCGGCAUCCUGUCCGGCUUUUUCGUCAAAGACAUCAUAUGGCAGAUCUUCGUGCCGGACGUCCUCUGUGUGGCUGCGCUGAUGCCACUGAUUGGCUUUAUUCUGGGAUAUGUUAUGUCUGCCGUCUGCGGACAGACUCCACGAUGCUGCAGAACCAUCUCCAUGGAGACGGGGUGUCAAAACAUCCAGCUGUGCACCGCCAUCCUGAAGGUGGCCUUUCCUCCGCAGGUCAUCGGACCCAUGUUCCUCUUCCCCCUGCUGUACAUCACAUUCCAGUGCACCGAGGCCCUGCUGCUGGCCCUGGCCUUCAGAUGUUACCAAACAUUCAAGCCGCAUACCGAGGAUAAACAGCCGUGACAACGCGGCGCUGGAGAGGGAUACAAAGAUCCUACACGGUGGGAGCGCAGCCAGUCAGAACCCUCGCUGCCUCGGUGUCACCUGCAUAUUUGUGACUCAGGCCUUUGACGGGGGUCUGAAAGACCGUCCAAUCAUUUGUAAUCACUAACACUAUAGUUAUUUAUUUAAUCAAGCCUGUACAAUGUAAACUCCUAGUAGUGCAUGUUGAAGUAGAACUGUAAUGUUUAUAAUGUAUAUAUAUAUAUAUAUUUGCACACAAAAUAUCUGAUGUAAGAAACUUUAUGGCUGAAGUCGUGUUAGCGUUUUUUAAAAAUUUCAUAAAAUUGCAAAUUUCUGA